AUGGGGGAUUUGAGGCAGAAGAUGGGGGUCAUGUCACAGAUGAUAUGCCCAAGUUCACGGGCUUCGUCUGACGAAGACCUAAAGGCCCCAAAAAAUGGGAAAGAAGAGAAAAUGCAGAUGAGGCGAGAAAUCUCCCUCAUUAAUGGAAUCUGCCUCAUCGUUGGCAACAUGAUUGGCUCUGGGAUCUUUGUCUCACCGAAGGGUGUACUCAUGCACAGUGCCUCUUACGGCCUGUCUCUGGUGAUUUGGGCUAUUGGAGGCAUCUUCUCCGUUUUUGGGGCUCUGUGCUACGCAGAACUCGGCACCACCAUCACCAAGUCUGGAGCCAGCUACGCCUACAUUCUGGAGUCAUUUGGAGGCUUCCUGGCUUUCAUCCGCCUGUGGACGUCCAUCCUGCUGAUUGAGCCGGCCAGUCAGGCUGUUAUUUCACUGACCUUCGCUAACUACCUGGUGGAGGCUUUCUACCCCACCUGCCAGCCGCCGUACGAUUCUGUCCGGCUCAUUGCUGCAGCCUGCCUCUGUAUGCUCAUCUUCGUUAACUGUGCCUAUGUGAAAUGGGCCACUCUGAUCCAGGACAUUUUCACUUACGUCAAACUCAUGUCACUCUUCCUCAUCAUCAUUGCAGGAACCCUGAAAUUAUUUAAUGGAGAAACAAAGAGCUUCGAAAGUCCAUUUGAGGGUUCCUCCACAGAUCCCGGAGCCAUAGCUUUGGCCCUCUACUCAGCUCUCUUCUCCUACUCUGGCUGGGAUACACUCAACUUUGUCACUGAGGAGAUUCAGAAUCCAGAGAGGAAUCUGCCCUUGGCCAUUUCCAUUUCCAUGCCCAUAGUGACCAUCAUCUACCUGCUGACAAACGUGGCGUACUAUGUAGUUCUGGACAUACCAUCUCUGCUGGCCAGUGACGCCGUAGCUGUGACAUUUGGGAAUGCAGUCCUGGGGCCGUUCAAGUGGAUCAUCCCUGUUUCAGUGGCCAUGUCCUGCUAUGGAGGACUAAAUGCUUCUAUCAUUGCUGCCUCACGGUUGUUUUUCGUUGGGGCCAGAGAGGGCCACCUACCCAACAGCCUGAGUAUGAUUCACAUGGAGCGCUACACACCCAUACCUGCACUGCUGUUCAAUGGGUUAAUGGGCCUGAUCUUCCUGUGUGUGGAGGACGUGUUCCAGCUCAUCAACUAUUUCAGCUUCAGUUACUGGUUCUAUGUGGGUCUGUCUGUGGCCGGCCUCAUCUACCUGCGCCUCACUCAGCCGGACCGAUACAGGCCUGUGAAGUUGACCUUGUUCUUCCCCUUCAUCUACUGUCUGUGUAGCCUGUUCUUAGUCAUCGUCCCUCUGUACGGAGACACCAUCAAUUCUCUCAUAGGAAUUGGCAUUGCGCUGUCUGGGGUGCCAGUCUACUAUGUGGCCAUUUACCUGCCAGAGGAGAGGAGGCCCAAAUUCAUAUGCAAGUUAAACACCUUUGCCACGAGAUCCAUCCAGAUGCUGUUCUACUGCUGCCUGACUGAGUUUGACACAGAGACAGAAGUACAAGCCGGCAGUAAAAGGCAGUGAGCAACAGACAAAGCCUGCCGUUCAGUAGCCAGCUUUCGGCCGGAGGCCUCAGUCCGUGUUAUCCGUGUUGUGUUUACAUCUGUGUUGACCUCAAGGCCUUUCAUGGAAAGAGCAACAUUUGUGGGGAUUGCUCCUGCCAGGAGAAGUAAAAAAACAAAAGGCUUGACAUCUGAAAUGAUUCAACACAAACGAGCAGGCACUGUGAAAAUGUGAUUUUUUGUUAAACUUUUUUUUUUUUACAGAGAUCAAGGAAUAUCUUCUAUGAGGAUUUAAUGAAACUAAGGGGAAAAUAUGUAGCUCAAACUCACAUUGUAUUUUUCAGACUUGUGUGCAGAUGUAAGCUGGUAACAUUUUGUCUGACACUGUUUAUAUAUCAGAUUAUGAUUAUGUGGCUGGAAUUCAAUCAUGGCAUAGUCGCUAAUUAGCAGAAGAAUUUCUAAUGCUCUAAUUUAUCCAGGGAUAGUUUUAUAGUUUGAUUACAUAUUCAUCUGUGGAAAAACUGUAAAUGUAAAAACAUUGACAUUGUCAAUUUCAACCAAUUAUCUAGGAUUGGUUCCUGAGAAGCUUCACUAUGGAGCAGUUUAAGUUAAGUGCCGUAUAUUUAUUUUUUUACUUAUUUUCAACUUGUUAUUUCAGAACAGGUUUUUAGAAGCAGAGCACCUUGUAAUUCACUCAUUCACCUUUAGCUGACUGCAGCUUCUCCACAAGGAGGAGCUGUUUUAUCUGUGUCAGACCUGUUCUACACAUGCCAACCUGAGCCAAAGUGACAGGACCAUAACAUGUUGCUGUUACUUUUCUUGCCUCUAGGUGGCGCAGGUUGGACUGGAACUGCAGGUCCAGUACUGCUGCACAUUUUAAUUGUCAAAUGAUAAUUGACCAGAAUGGAUGGUACCAUUUAUAAGACGUGAUUUUUGUGCCUCAUACUGUUUUUGGAAAACAGGCAGAUAUAUUUAAAUAAAAGGUAAAACGUUUCC
This is a messenger RNA of Micropterus dolomieu (smallmouth bass), 2519 nucleotides long. RefSeq names its product Y+L amino acid transporter 2-like. The transcript is spliced from 9 exons. Gene Ontology annotation, biological process: amino acid transmembrane transport. Lineage: Eukaryota; Metazoa; Chordata; Actinopteri; Centrarchiformes; Centrarchidae. The record is from RefSeq and is a predicted model, not a curated record. Gene Ontology annotation, molecular function: L-amino acid transmembrane transporter activity. The coding region runs from base 1 to 1545 and encodes 514 amino acids. Gene Ontology annotation, cellular component: membrane.